Sphaeramia orbicularis (orbiculate cardinalfish) is the source of this 1417-nucleotide messenger RNA. RefSeq names its product 5-hydroxytryptamine receptor 3A-like. Lineage: Eukaryota; Metazoa; Chordata; Actinopteri; Kurtiformes; Apogonidae. Gene Ontology annotation, cellular component: membrane. Bases 26 to 1387 code for a protein of 453 amino acids. The transcript is spliced from 10 exons. Gene Ontology annotation, molecular function: transmembrane signaling receptor activity; extracellular ligand-gated monoatomic ion channel activity. The record is from RefSeq and is a predicted model, not a curated record. Gene Ontology annotation, biological process: monoatomic ion transmembrane transport.
AUCCAAUCCAAGGACAGGUGCAGUUAUGACCCGGGUUACUCUCCUCUUCCUCCUCCUCCUCCUGUCAGAGGAGGCGUCGUCUCAGAAGGUGUGCAGUUACCAGGAUGUUCUGGACUACCUGAACCUGACGUCAGACAGCAGCAGCGUGUUCAAAACCACUCGGCCCGUCCUGGAUCACACUCAUCCCACCACAGUGGAGCUGGACAUCCUGCUGUACGCCAUCCUGGCUGUGAUAGAGAAAACGCAGACCUUCAUUCCCUUCAUCUGGGUAACCAUGACGUGGAACAAUGAACGGAUCUGGUGGGACCCAAAUCAGUUCUGUGGAAUCACACAUGUUUCGCUUCCCAGGGACAUGCUGUGGAGACCAGACCUGUUCAUAUAUGAAAUGAUACAAAAGGACGACUCGCCUCAGAAUCCGUACAUGUACGUUUCCAAUAACGGCAUCAUCACAUCUGAGGAGGACGUGAAGGUGGUCAGCACCUGCCAGAUGGACAUCUACAAGUUCCCCUUCGACACACAGAGGUGCAACAUUUCCAUUGGAUCUGCCAUACACUGUGUGGAAGAAGUUCGACUCCUGCCUUCGUCCAAUUCAUCUCGGGCCACACAGUUUUCCAGAGAAGUGAUGAAGACGCAGGGCGAGUGGGAGUUUCUUCAUCUGUCUGUCGGCAACUACAACUUCAGCUUUGAUGGAAAACAGUGGGAGCAGCUCAUAUACACUUUCACCAUGAAGAGGAGGCCCCUCCUCCACGUCAUCAACUUCCUGUUGCCCAUCCUCUUCUUCCUCACCCUGGACAUCGCCUCCUUCUUUAUCUCGGACCAUCGGGGGGAGAAGCUGGGCUUUAAGGUCACCGUGCUGUUGGCCAUCUCUGUGCUGCUUCUCAUCCUCAACGACAUCUUACCCUCCAUGUCCAACAAGACCCCCCUCAUAGCCACCUACUGCAUUGUGAUCUUUGCUCUGAUGCUGCUCAGUCUGCUGGAGACCAUCCUGGUCACGUAUCUGAUGGAGAAGAGCCUGGCAUCCCAGAAGAAGCAGAGGAUGAGGGGGAACACAGAGGAGAAAGACACUACGAGGAACCAGAACACAGAGGAUAAAAAGAGGAGCAUCUGUUCAUGCAUCUGCAAAGAAGAGGGUGAAAAACAGCAUGAACUUCUGCCGGUGGUUCAGGAGGUCAACAGGGCCUUUAAAUGUGAAGACUCUCAUGUGUUACUGCUGAUCCUGGAGGAGCUGAAGGAGCUGCAGAAAACCCUCAGUGUGCACUUCAGGGACAGGGACGACGCAGGACACACCAGCGCCUGGGCCUCCAGGAUCAACACAGGCUUCUUCUUCUUCUACAUUGUGGUUGUGUCGCUGUUUCUGCCCCUUAUUUACAACGAGUGGAAGAGUUAGGAAUGCACCUGUGGAGUCUGACUGAGUCCA